AUGGCGGUGGCUCCAGUUAGCGGCGAUCUCAUCUUCUCAUCCUCCUCGCGGUGGAGGCACGUCGACGUGCUGCUUUGGCGGUGGAUCAGGGCGUCGUGCCCCGAUCCGAUGGGUGUGGGCCAUGAGCGGGAUGCGGCAGCGCUGGCUGUUCGGAGCCGUGCGAGCGGCUGCUCUAGUCGACUCUCGGCUGCGAGGAGAUUGGAGUUGCUACUCCCGACCUACAUGGGCGGCCAGGCGGCACUGCUCGAUCGGGCCGGUGCUUUGAGGCCCAUCAAGGGCCCACGCGCGGCCGCUCCAAAACCCACGUCUUCCUCUCCCCUCGCAGAACGAACAAACCCCAUCGCCAUGGCCGCCGCCACCGCCGCCGCCGCGAGGUCGCGCGCCGCCACCGCCGCCGCGUGGGCUCGCCUGCUCUCCCACCGCAACGUCGCCGCCGCAGCCGCGCCCGGCUCGCUGCCCCACCUCGCAGGCCCGCGGAUCGCGCCCCAGCGCCGCCACCUCGCCUUCUCCUCCGCCUCCCCCGGCGCCGGCGGCGCGGGGAGGGACAAGGAGCCGCCGUUCAACGAGCAGACCGUCUACGACCUGCUGGCCCAGCUGGAGCGGGAGCGGCAGAAGGAACGCGAGGAUCGGCGCAGGGCCGGGGCCGGCGGCGGCGAGGGGAAGGGGGACGAGGAGGAGGAGGAGGAGGAGGACUUCCUGGGCGUGAAGCCGCUGAUCGAGAAGCUGGAGCGGCGGAACGCCAAGGAGGCCAACCUCCCCGACGAGUCCUUCCUGGAGCCCAGCGACUCCGAGUCCGACGAGGACGACGAGCGCUUCUCCUCCGACUCCAUCCGCCGCCGCGUCGACGAGUUCGACCGCAAGUGCAAGCGCCAAUCCGAGCUCCUCCGCUCCUUCGCCGAGGCCGAGACCCUCGAUGACGCUCACAAGAUCAUGACGAAGAUCGACAAGUUCGAGCAGCGCCAUCUGAGCCUGCCGCUGGAGUACAGGGUCAUCGGGGACAUGAUGAACCGCCUCAAGGACUCCACGGGGAAAGAGCGCUUCAUCCUCCUGCAGAAGCUGAACCGGGCCGUCAGGCUCAUGGAGUGCAAGGAGGCGUACGACCCCAGCAACCCCGCAAACUUCGGGCUUAUCCAGCACCAGCAGGUCGACUCUCCGGACGAUGUGAUUGAUAACGCUGGCUUCGACAAGGAGAAGCAGAUGAUCCAAGGAGAGAGCCUCGAUGAUGAGGAUGAGGAGUUCAAUGAAGACAAGGAGAAGGAUGAUAUGCUCAUCGAGAAACUAAAUGCUAUUGAGAAGAAGAUCGAGGAGAAGUUGGCGGACCUGGAUCAUACGUUUGGUAAGAAGGGCAGGGUUUUGGAAGAGGAAAUAAAGGAUCUGGUGGAGGAGAGGAACUCCCUGACGGACAAAAAGAGGAGGCCUAUGUACAGAAAAGGUUUUGAUGUGAAGGUCAUUGAUGUUAAUCGGACAUGCAAAGUUACAAAGGGAGGCCAAAUAGCAAAAUACACAGCAUUGUUGGCAACUGGAAACUACCAUGGUGUUGUAGGUUUUGCAAAAGCUAAAGGUCCAACAGCAAAGAUUGCAAUACAGAGGGCCUAUGAGAAAUGCUUCCAGAACCUACAUUACAUGGAGCGUUAUGAGGAGCACACAAUUGCUCAUGCGAUUCAGGCCAAAUACGAGAAAACAAAGAUCUACCUCUGGCCUGGACAAAUGAGGAGCGGGAUGUGCGCCGCUGGCAGGACUGUCGAAACUGUGAUGUAUCUAGCCGGGUUUAGCAACGUCAAGUCAAAGAUUAUCGGAUCAAGGAGCCCGCUCAACGUUAUCAAAGCUCUCUUCAUAGCACUAAAUGCCAUUGAAACGCCCAAGGACGUGGAGCAGAAGUUUGGACGGACUGUUGUGGAGUCGUACUUGUUGUAGCGAGGUAGUCAUCUGUUUCUGUUUGUGGAGAUCACCUCACGUCGGGCCUGCUGGAGUGGCAAGGGAGGGCCCAAAGGAGGAGCCGGUGGCAGAUCCGACCGUGAGACCUCUGUUUGCAUCCGUGAUUCCAACUAUUUGUUUGUCCUGCGACCGGUCCCCUGUUAACAGGGUACUGUAAUAUUUUGAACUGAUCAAUGCAUAGUGUAACCAGAUAGCAGGUGGUCAUAUUUACUUGGCAAAGAGAACGAAGGCCACGUGUUUGGUCGCUUUUUUUUUUGUCUUGUUAGCAGAUAUUAUGCAAUUCUGUCGUGGCGGCCUGCCUGGUUGCUCGGGAGGUUAGAUCUUAGAUGGAUCCAAACUUGGUAGAAUGAAUAAAAACCCUUGGUCUCUUGUUCUUC
Aegilops tauschii subsp. strangulata is the source of this 2312-nucleotide messenger RNA. RefSeq lists its product as uncharacterized. Gene Ontology annotation, biological process: translation. Lineage: Eukaryota; Viridiplantae; Streptophyta; Magnoliopsida; Poales; Poaceae. Gene Ontology annotation, cellular component: ribosome. Gene Ontology annotation, molecular function: RNA binding; structural constituent of ribosome. The record is from RefSeq and is a predicted model, not a curated record.